Uncinocarpus reesii 1704 is the source of this 411-nucleotide messenger RNA. Its product is annotated as dynein light chain. Bases 1 to 411 code for a protein of 136 amino acids. Gene Ontology annotation, molecular function: dynein intermediate chain binding; dynein light intermediate chain binding. The record is from RefSeq and is a predicted model, not a curated record. Lineage: Eukaryota; Fungi; Ascomycota; Eurotiomycetes; Onygenales; Onygenaceae. Gene Ontology annotation, biological process: cilium assembly; microtubule-based process. Gene Ontology annotation, cellular component: cytoplasmic dynein complex. The transcript is spliced from 5 exons.
AUGGCUAACCCGGUCUAUUAUGCUUAUGAAGCUCAAAUCAAGUCCGCUGAUAUGAGCGAGGACAUGCAGCAGGAAGCCAUCGAAGUUGCGACUGAGGCGAUGGAGAAGUUCCAAAUUGAAAAGUUCGACUCGCGCAAAGGUGCGACCUGGCAUUGCAUUGUUGGGAGGAACUUUGGGAGUUUCGUCACGCACGAUGGCGUGGACAAUGAUGAUGACUUUCCUUCUCUAUCAAUUUCGAAGCGCAGUUUGAUACAAAGUUCUUCCAGCCGCGUUAAGCAACUGAAGAUCCCAGCUCGUCCUCCACGUCGACAACUUCGAGUCGUUUCCCUUAUGGGUGGCGUUGAAUGGGUUGGGUUUCUGCUCUCGAUUCCAGUUUUACUUCGAUUCCUGUAUCAUUUUGAAACUUUUUGA